Molecule: messenger RNA, 4488 nt
Organism: Lacerta agilis (Sand lizard)
Lineage: Eukaryota; Metazoa; Chordata; Lepidosauria; Squamata; Lacertidae
Gene: MINK1
Product: misshapen like kinase 1
Exons: 33
Coding region: 12-4343 (1443 amino acids)
Biological process (GO): protein phosphorylation
Molecular function (GO): ATP binding; protein kinase activity
Source: RefSeq, a predicted model, not a curated record
GCCCGCCCGCCAUGGCCGACCCGGCCCCCGCCCGCAGCCUCGACGACAUCGACCUCUCCGCCCUCAGGGAUCCUGCUGGAAUAUUUGAACUGGUGGAGGUGGUCGGCAAUGGAACGUACGGACAGGUGUACAAGGGUCGCCAUGUCAAGACGGGGCAGUUGGCCGCUAUCAAAGUCAUGGACGUCACGGAGGACGAAGAGGAAGAGAUCAAGCAAGAGAUCAACAUGCUGAAGAAGUACUCUCACCACCGCAACAUUGCCACUUACUACGGGGCCUUCAUUAAGAAGAGCCCCCCCGGGAAUGAUGACCAGCUCUGGCUGGUGAUGGAGUUUUGUGGCGCAGGCUCCGUGACAGACCUGGUGAAGAACACGAAAGGCAACGCCCUGAAGGAAGACUGCAUCGCCUACAUCUGCCGGGAAAUCCUCAGGGGGCUGGCCCACCUCCAUGCACACAAGGUGAUCCACCGAGACAUCAAGGGCCAGAACGUCCUCCUCACCGAGAACGCGGAGGUGAAGUUAGUUGACUUUGGGGUCAGCGCGCAGCUGGACCGCACGGUGGGGCGUCGGAACACGUUCAUCGGCACCCCUUACUGGAUGGCGCCAGAGGUGAUUGCCUGCGACGAGAACCCUGACGCCACAUACGACUACAGGAGCGACAUCUGGUCCCUGGGGAUCACCGCCAUCGAGAUGGCCGAGGGAGCGCCACCCCUGUGCGACAUGCACCCCAUGAGGGCCUUGUUCCUCAUCCCUCGCAACCCGCCGCCCAAGUUGAAAUCCAAGAAAUGGUCCAAGAAGUUCAUCGACUUCAUUGACAACUGCCUGAUCAAGGCCUACACCAGCCGCCCCCCGACAGAGCAGCUCCUCAAGUUCCCCUUCGUCCGGGACCAGCCCACGGAGCGGCAGGUCCGCAUCCAGCUCAAGGACCACAUCGACCGCACCCGCAAGAAGAGGGGGGAGAAAGACGAGACGGAGUACGAGUACAGCGGCAGCGAGGAAGAGGAAGACGGGCGCGGCGAGGAAGGAGAGCCCAGCUCCAUCAUGAAUGUCCCCGGGGAGUCGACGCUGCGCCGGGAGUUCCUCCGCCUGCAGCAGGAGAACAAGAGCAACUCGGAGGCCCUGAAGCAGCAGCAGCAGCAGCUGGCAGCCCAGCACCGCGACUCCGAGGCCCACAUCAAGCACCUCCUGCACCAGCGCCAGCGGCGCAUCGAGGAGCAGAAGGAGGAGAGGCGGCGCGUCGAGGAGCAACAGCGCCGAGAGCGGGAGCAGCGCAAGAUGCAGGAGAAGGAGCAGCAGCGACGCCUGGAGGACAUGCAGGUCAUGCGCCGGGAGGAGGAGCGCCGGCAGGCUGAGCGAGAGCAGGAGUAUAUCAGGCACAAGCUAGAGGAAGAACAGAGGCAGCUGGAGAUUCUGCAGCAGCAGCUCCUCCAGGAACAAGCACUGCUGUUGGAGUACAAGCGCAAGCAGCUGGAGGAGCAGCGGCAGUCGGAGCGGCUCCAGCGCCAGCUGCAGCAGGAACACGCCUACCUGAAGUCCCUCCAGCAGCAGCAGCAGCUCCAUAAGCAGCAGCAACAGCAGCAGCAGCAGCAGCAGGAGAAGAAGCCCCUGUACCACUACAACCGCAGCGCCAACCCUGCCGACAAGCCCACCUGGGCCCGGGAGGUGGAAGAACGGACCCGCAUGAACAAGCAGAACUCCGCCUCGCCGGUGGCCAAGACCAAACUGGGGGGUCCCGGGCCAGAGUCGGCAUCCCAGUCCCGCUCCGAGUCGGUGUCACUCAACUCCUCCCCAGCCUCGCAGACCCCGCCUAUGCAGCGCCCUGUCGAGCCCCAGGAGGGGCAGCACAAGAGCCACCUCGCCCACCGCGUCCCCCUCAAGCCAUACGCAGCCCCCGUCCCUCGCUCCCAGUCGCUGCAGGACCAGCCCAGCAAGAACAUGGCCGCUUUCCCCGUCCAUGACUCCUCCUCCUCCUCCGCCGCCUCCUCCGCCUCCUCCUCCUCCUCCGCCCCAUCCCCACCAAGGGCGGGCAUGAUCCGGCAGAACUCCGACCCCACCUCGGAGAGCCCCGCCCCACCGCCGAGCCGGCCCACCGCCGCCGAACAGCGAGGACCCUGGGUCAGAAUGGAUCCCGAGGCCCCUCCCAAGGUCCCCCAGCGAACGUCCUCCAUCGCGACGGCACUCAACACCAGCGGGGCAGGGAGUGGGGGCAGUGCCAUCCGGCCAGUCCACGCAGUCCGAGCCAGGCCCCGUAGCAAGUCUGCCUGGCACAUCCACAUGCAGAGCCGGCUGGAGAGGGGCCCCCGGUGGGGGGGCCCUUCGCCAGCCCCUCCUCCUCCUCCUGCCCCCCCGCAGCCCGCCCGCCGGACCCCGCCCCGGGACCCUCUGGCCCCCGUGCCAAACGCCAGUAGCAACCCCGACCUCCGGAGGAGCGACCCAGGCUGGGAGAGGGCGGACAGUCUGCUGCAGUCCGGCACGGGCAACCUGCCCCAGGCUGGCUCUCUGGAGCGCAACCGCAUAGGAGCCCCCCUGAAAUUGGACAGCUCUCCGAUCCUGCCGCCAGGGAACAAGCCCAAGGGGGAUGACCACCGGUCCCGGCCUGGGCGGCCAGCGAGUUAUAAGCGGGCAAUCGGAGAGAACUUUGUGUUGCCCAAGGACCGCCUGGAGGAGGCGGCCCCCAAGCCCCUCAAGAAGGCCAUGGACUACUCCUCCUCCAGCGAGGAGAUGGACUCGAGCGAGGAGGAAGAGGAGGAGGAGGAGGAAGGAGAGGGGGAGCGCUCCGAGCCCACGGCAGACACUCCGGGAACCAGAGACGGCGACACGGACUCCGUGAGCACCAUGGUGGUGCACGACGUGGAGGACCUGACGGGCGGCAGUGGCGGCUCAGAGAGCUCCUAUGGCGAGGGCACCAUGCUGGUGCAGCGGACGCCCGAGGAGGAGCGGGGCCUCCUGCACAGCGACAGCAACGGCUACACCAACCUGCCGGACGUGGUCCAGCCCAGCCACUCGCCCACCGAGGCCAAGAGCAGCAGCAACGGCUCCUCCUCGCCGGCCAAGGACGCAGCCACCGACUACCAGUCAAGGGGGCUGGUCAAGGCUCCCGGGAAGAGCUCCUUCACGAUGUUUGUGGACUUGGGCAUCUACCACAGCUCGCCUGGAGGGGGCGACACCAUCCCCAUCACUGCGUUUGACCCAGGGCGGCUGGAGCAGCUGCAGCUGGAGGCGCGGAAGGGCUCCGUGGUCAACGUGAACCCCACCAACACGCGGCCCCACAGCGACACCCCCGAGAUCCGCAAGUACAAGAAGCGCUUCAACUCGGAGAUCCUGUGUGCCGCCCUCUGGGGGGUCAACCUGCUGGUGGGGACCGAGAACGGGCUGAUGCUCCUGGACCGGAGCGGGCAAGGGAAGGUCUACACCCUCAUCAACCGGCGCCGCUUCCAGCAGAUGGACGUCCUGGAAGGGCUCAACCUCCUGACCACCAUCUCGGGGAAGAGGAACAAGCUUCGCGUCUACUACCUCUCCUGGCUGCGGAACAAAAUUUUGCACAACGACCCUGAAGUGGAGAAGAAGCAAGGCUGGACCACCGUGGGGGACAUGGAGGGCUGUGUCCACUACCGCGUGGUGAAAUACGAGCGGAUCAAGUUCCUGGUCAUUGCACUCAAGAACUCAGUGGAAGUCUAUGCCUGGGCACCCAAGCCCUACCACAAAUUCAUGGCCUUCAAGUCUUUUGCUGACUUGCCUCACCGGCCGCUGCUGGUGGAGCUGACGGUGGAGGAGGGCCAGCGGCUCAAAGUGAUCUACGGAUCCUGCGCCGGCUUCCACGCCAUCGAUGUGGACUCAGGAAACAACUACGACAUCUAUAUACCAGUACAUGUAAGUCUGGCCAGUGGGCGGAAGAGAGGGGCAGGCUGUGGGGUGGGGGUGGGUUCCUCAUUUAAGCCUUCCUUCUCCUGCUGCCGCCCCCAGAUCCAGUCGCAGGUCACCCCCCAUGCCAUCAUCUUCCUGCCCAACGCCGAAGGGAUGGAGAUGCUCCUUUGCUACGAGGACGAGGGCGUCUACGUCAACACCUACGGGCGCAUCAUCAAGGACGUCGUGCUGCAGUGGGGGGAGAUGCCCACCUCUGUCGCUUAUAUCUGCUCCAACCAGAUCAUGGGUUGGGGCGAGAAAGCCAUUGAGAUCCGCUCGGUGGAGACAGGGCACCUGGACGGCGUCUUCAUGCACAAGCGGGCACAGCGCCUGAAGUUCCUCUGCGAGCGCAACGACAAGGUGUUCUUCGCCUCCGUUCGCUCUGGGGGCAGCAGCCAGGUCUACUUCAUGACCCUGAACAGGAACUGCAUCAUGAACUGGUGAGGGCAGGGGGGCUCGCCCCAGCCCGCCCCUCCUGCUUGCCCCACUCCAUGGAGGAUCUCGUCAGAUGCCCUGCUUGAGCUCAAGGCGGCCCAGAGAAGACCACCCAGUGAAAGUGGAAGCCAUGCCUUGGAGGGUCACUUCUCAG